Messenger RNA from Aspergillus homomorphus CBS 101889, 1140 nucleotides. RefSeq lists its product as uncharacterized. The transcript is spliced from 3 exons. NCBI's taxonomy places the organism in Eukaryota, Fungi, Ascomycota, Eurotiomycetes, Eurotiales, Aspergillaceae. The record is from RefSeq and is a predicted model, not a curated record. Bases 1 to 1140 code for a protein of 379 amino acids.
AUGCAAAUUGAUGGUGGGGUUGAUUUUGUUGCAGGUGGAGAGUCGUCGCCAGACUUUAGUUCCAGUCCUUGGGGACUGGCGGACUUGGUUGAAGCUGAUGAACCGUCGUCAAAGCCCACCGCAGAUGGCCUGGCUACUCUCAUUGUGAAUAACGAACCACUCAAACCGUCGCGGUCGCGGCGGAAGACGCAGGCGAAAUCGCGCAGAAAGACAAGACAUUAUUCUCCUUCGGACGAUGAGGUAUAUAGCUCACCUUCGGACGAUGCGAACGGGGAUGAGUCCCUGGACGAAUACGACAUGCCACGCAUCAAGCCCAACGAGAAGACGGGGAUUGUGUUCGACUUCUCGUCCGAAAGAGCCAAGCGCUGGGCGAGCGCGAUCAAUCUGCCUGGAGGCCUGUACAAUGGCGAGGAGCAGGACCUCUUCUUCCGGCUGGCUAUGCGCGGCUUCGAGCCUCUCGUUCCCAAAGACUGGCGACAUGACUUCCCGACGCUGCCUGAAUCGUUGUAUCCACCUACAUCUGGACCCUCUUUCAGACCUCUUUUCCAGGUUCGGAGGAGCUCGAAUCUGUAUGCUACCAAAGCCCUCGCCAAUCUCUUCAGUGUCGGAGGCCGCGUUCGGGACUGCGACAUCGUACGCAAAAGGCCCGAGAAACUGAUCAAGGACGCCAUCAAGAAGUACUUCCGCUGGGCGAUGUUCGACGCCGAUCUCCACACCACCGAAUCCAAAAUCCCCGUGCACGCGAUCUACGCCCAGAAGAAAGGCGAGACAACCCUCCAAGCCGUGCGGCGACUCAACCGCCGCCUACGGUUCCUGACUUCGCAAUACCAGAAGGCAUUCGGCCUUUCAGAGACCCAGACCUCCCGCCAUUUCCCCCUUCUGAUCGGCUUCAUCAUCUGUGGUCCAAUCGUCGCGAUUGUAACUCAUACCACGGAUCCCCAGGAGAUCGAGACCAGCUUCGACGGCAAGUUCAUCUCGCAGUUCGACUUGUCGGAGCGCGGCCAGGAUGUCUGGAAUUCGCUUGCCAUCGCGAUCGCGGUCAUGCAUGCGCGGAGGACGAUGAUCGGGCUGGCCGAGGAGGGCCUAGGCGGAUUCACUUUCUGUGAGACCGCGCAGCCGGCUUCUGAUCCUGAUCUUUAG